CUUUUUUUCCGGGUUAGCUGCUGCCCCGGAAGUAGUUCUAGGCGGUUCAGUCAACAUAGCUAGUCUGCUUAGAUAAACCUUACUUAAAAGCAUUGUAGCUAGAGUUAUUUACAAAUAUAUCUUCAAUAUACUUGGCGUAGACUAUUUCCAUCCUGUGAUAACGUAGAUAUGGAACUAUUAAACCAGACAGACGUGAAGUUACACACGACAACUUAAGCUAACAUUAUUAGCUAGCUAAGUACCGUUAGCUAGCUCAGUACGCUAUGCUAACUUAGCCUGCUAUCUAUUUUUGCGAAAUAGCUGUGAUUUCUCAUAACAAAGCAACAUUUGAACUGAUUGCUUGCUACAGCCGGAGAACAACAUUUUUUCGACAAUUUGUUGUUGUUGUUGCUUCGGCUCACACAAUGUAUGAGGCCUAUCUCUGACUGUACUUUUCAAUCAGGAUUUUGAUGAACCCCAGCCAAACCAGUCAAAUCUACUGGUUCCUGACUGUAUCCAUGGUGACCAGAACACCAGCGGUCCAGAGAUGGUUCCUAGGAGCCUUGACUACUUCAGUGACUUUCUAAGAUUGAGAGGAGAGAGUACCAGCCGUCACUCUGACAGUGAGGGGGCAAGUUCUACCUCAGGAGAACCUGAACAACAUGAGGACAAUCACACAGCCAAGAACACACACAGCUGCAGAGAGUGUGGAGAGGAGUUCCCUACCCAGCAUUAUCUAAGAAAACAUCGUAACACAACACACACAGGAGAGAAGAAGACCAGUCCCAAACCCAGGAAGAGCUACAGCUGCCUGGACUGUGGGAAGGAGUUCCCAUGUCCAUCUAAACUACAACGACACCUUCUGACUCACACAGGAGAGAGGCCCUGCUUCUGUUCUGACUGUGGGAAGAGUUUCACUCGGGAGGAACAUCUGAAGACACACCAGCGGUUCCACUGUUCUAGUGGGGAGGGCAGUCCCUCUAUAUCGGGAGAUCCUGAACAGGCAAAGAACUGCUGCCUGGAGUGUGGAAGAGAGUUCUCUAGUGCUUACAAACUACGCAGACACCUGCUGACACACACGGGAGAAAAGCCUCACUCCUGCUCCGUGUGUGGGAAGAGUUAUACUUAUCUACACACCUUGAAAUCACAUGAGCUGAAACACACCGGGGAGAAGUCUUACAAAUGUUCCGUGUGUGAGAAGAGCUUCAACCAAAAGGGAAAUUUGAACCAACACAUGUUAGUGCACACCGGUGAGAAACCUUUCUCCUGCUCUGUCUGUGGCAAGUGCUUCACCCAGAAAGCCAACCUGACUGCCCACCAGCUCUCCCACACAGGAGAGAAGCCUUUCUCCUGUUCCAUCUGUAGGAAGGGCUUCACUCAGAAAGCAUAUCUUAAACAACACCAGAAACUGCACACUGGAGAGAAGCCUUACGCCUGCUCCGAGUGUGACAAGAGGUUUACCUUCUGUACAUCCUUGAAAAGACACCAGCUGCAACACACAGGAGAGAGACCGGACUCGCUAAGUUUGAAAGAAAUACACCAGCAAUCACACGGCAAAAAAGUUGAGGAGAGUCUCUCUGCAUCAGCAGCAGAACCUGAACAACACCAGGAGAAUCACACAACUAAGACGUCGUCUCACUGCUGCUUAGAAUGUGGGAAACAUUUCAAAACGUUAUCGUCUCUACAGAUCCACAUGAGAAUCCACACAGGAAAGAAGCCAUACCCCUGCCCUGACUGUGGGAAGAAUUUUGCUACAAAAGGAAGUUUGAACUUGCACCAGCGGUCACACACAACAGAAGCAGAGAAACCCAUCCACUGUGAGGAGGAGAACACAUCACAGGGGCAGGAGAUGGUAUCUGAUAACCUACAGGACCUCUGUCAAACACUGGGGCUGAAGGCUAAAGUCGAAGAGGAGAAGGACAAGGUGGAGGAGGAUGGAGAAGGGGCGACGGAUAAUGCAGAGGAAGUUGGAGGGCUGAUUAAUUCUGAUGGAGAAGAAGUUGACUGGGAUUCUGUUCAACAUAGUGAGAGUCCUGUCCCUGACUCUGGUAGUAAAGGAGGAAGUCCCCCUACGUCACACAUCAACAAGGAUCCUGGGCCUCAAUCGGGGUCGACAGAGUCCCUGGGUCCUGACCGAAGACAUGAGGACAUCACUCAAACACCUGGGAUGAACAUUCAUAUUGAAGAAGAAGAGGAGGAGGAGGAUGAGGAAGAAGAAGAAGAAGAGGAGGAGGAAGAAGAAGAAGAGGAGGGAGAAGAAGAGGAGGGAGAAGAAGAGGAGGGAGAAGAAGAGGAGGGAGAAGAAGAGGAGGGAGAAGAGUGGGAGGUGGAAGAGGAAGAAGAGGGUGAAGAUGAAGAAGAGGAGGAGGAGGAAGGGGAGGAAGAGGAAGGGGAGGAAGAGGAAGUUGGUGAUCUGUUGAAUUCUGUAGUAGAACAGGCUUCCUGGGAUACUCCUCAUCUUGGAAUGAGUCCUAACUCCUGCCACGGUAGUGAGGGAACUGCCUCAACACCAGGAGCACUGGAACGACAACACCAGGAGGAAGAGAAGACACGGAGGAGCAAACGGAAGAAGAGUCCAGAACGAAAGCAGCCGAAGAAGAAAAAAGAGAAACCGAAGAAGGUAAAGAUUCCGAAGCAGAAGAAAGCUAAGAUGACCCACCGCUGCUUUAAAUGUGGAGAGGGAUUCUCCCGUGUCUACGACAUGCUCUUACACCAGACCAUUCAUAUAGACGGAACGACCAUGUUCAAAACCAAGAAGGUUCACCGCUGCUUAACGUGUGGGUACGAAGCAUCCGAUGCACAUAAGCUGAUGAUGCACGAGCGGAUACACACGGGAGAGAAGCCUUUCCAGUGCUCUGUGUGCGGCAAGAGAUUCGCUCAGAAAGGAAAUCUGAAAAUACACCAGAGUGUGCACAAAGGAGAAGUCAGGAAUCCCAGUUUCUGGCCGGACAUCGUGGAGAGGCUUCCUACAAUAGGUGUCCCGGACCAAUACUAUGACAACCACACAGCUAAGCCAAUAGGAAUCCCGGACCAAUACCAUGACAACCACACAGCUAAGCCAAUAGGAGUUCUGGACCAAUACCAUGACAACCACACAGCUAAGCCAAUAGGAAUCCCGGACCAAUACCAUGACAACCACACAGCUAAGCCAAUAGGAAUCCCGGACCAAUACCAUGACAACCACACAGCUAAGCCAAUAGGAGUUCUGGACCAAUACCAUGACAACCACACAGCUAAGCCAAUAGGAGUCCUGCACCAAUACCAUGACAACCACACAGCUAAGCCAAUAGGAGUCCUGGACCAAUGCCAUGGCAACCACACAGCUAAGCCAAUAGGAGUCCUGCACCAAUACCAUGACAACCACACAGCUAAGCCAAUAGGAGAGGAUUGCCAAACUCCAUCAACUCUACAGAUACACAUGAGAACUCACACUGUAGAGAACCAGUCUAGACCGCAGUGCCCUCUCUGCGGGGCAGAGUUCUCUCAGAAAGGCCUUCUGGAUGAUCACCUGGUGAUCGCCCACUCCCAUGAGAAACCAGAGAAGCCUUACCCCUGUCCAGACUGUGGGAAGAGGUUCUCCAGCAAGAAUUACAUCAAGAUCCACCGGAAGAUCCACAGUGGGAAGAUCUCUUACCACUGCGCCCAGUGUGAUAAGAGUUUCCUGUCAGCGGAGGGGCUCAAGAAGCACGAGAGCGCUCACCGAGGAGAGAGGCCGUACCGAUGCCCUGCGUGUGGCAAGUGUUUCAAACAACAAUCCCAGCUGACCUGUCACUUCAAGAUCCACACCGGAGAGAGGAGCCAUCUCUGCUUCCUGUGUGGGAAGAGUUUCGCCAGAGAGUUUGACCUCCGGGUGCAUCUCAGAGUCCACUCUGGAGAGAAGCCCUACCAGUGCCAUGAGUGUGGCAAGAGCUACAGGUACAGAGCAGGCAUCCGGUCACACAUGCAGCAGAUGCACCCUGGGAAGCCUAUAGUGGAACCAACGCCACCCAUCCCCACAGGCCCUCGCUACGGCAGUGGAGGAAGUGGUCUUCCAACAGCCCUUAUCAGAAAGGAUCCCGGUGACGAAUCCAGCCACAAAGCUAUAGAGUCCCAGGGUCCUGAUCCAAGACAUGGCAGCAUGGCCUCCAGUCAAACACCUCGGUUGAAGGCCAGGGCUGAAGAAGAAGAGGAGGAAGAGGAGGAGGAGGAAGAAGAGGUGAACGUUGAUGGUUCGGGUAAUUCUGAAGAAGACGACGCCAGUUGGAAACCUGCUCUUCGUCUUGCCAAGACCGGUGGCGGUGGUCCGUCUGCGUCAGGAGGACAGAGAAAACACCGGAAGAAACAACAGGUCAAACGUAAAACCAGAGUCAAAGAAGGCGAACGGAAGCGACCCAGAGCCAAGAGGUUUAACAACCGUCGCUGUUUUAAAUGCGGAGAGGGAUUCCCCCGGGAAUAUGAGCUGUUGCUCCACCUGCAGACACAUCUGGACUACAGCUGCUACGCGUGUGGAGCACCGUUCAACAACAAAGAGCUGCUGCAGAGACAUCAGGAAGAGCACGCCGAGGAGAGUCUGGGUGUGUUCUCUGGUGAGGCAGCAGGUCCAACUACAGGACAGCAGCGGGGGAGAGGGAAGAGGACUCACCGAUGUCCAACCUGUGGCAAAGAACUAUCCGACGCGUCCAAGCUGAAGUUACACGUGAGAAUCCACACCGGGGAGAAACCUUACUGUUGCUCCCUGUGCGGAAAGGGUUUCACUCAGCCGGGGAACCUGAAAACACACAUGAAAACACACAGAGAUGGGAACCCCAGUUUGUUGUCUGCUGGUGGGUCGGGUCCCUCUACAUCAAGAGGUCCAGAACACCACCGAGAGAAUCACACCGUCGCCGCAGCAGCAGCUCAGGAGAACUUCAACUGUCCAGAUCUAUCGUCAGUACAGAAACACACGACGUCUCAGGACAGCGGAGAGAAGUCCUCUUUCUUCUGCUCGCUGUGCGGGGAGGAGUUCUCUGAGAAGACACAGUUAGAGGAACACCGGCUGGCUCACCUCAACAAGAAGCCUUUCCCCUGCCCUGACUGUGGCAAGAGGUUCCGCAGUAAUUACUACGUUAAGAUCCACAUGCGAAUGCACACCGGGGAGAGGCCUUACCAAUGCGCUGAGUGUGGGAAGGGCUUCAUCACAGAAGAAGGGCUGAAGAAGCACGAGAGCGCUCACCGGGGAGAGAGACCCCACCUCUGCCCCGAGUGCGGAAAGAGAUUCAAGCAACAGUCCCAACUUACGUGUCACUUCCGUAUGCACACCGGACAGAAGAGCCACCUCUGCUCCGUCUGUGGGAAGAGUUACUUCAGAGAAUUUGACCUCAAGGUUCACCUCAGAGUCCACACGGGAGAGAAGCCCCAUCAGUGUGAGGAGUGUGGGAAGAGUUUCUACUAUCUACAGGGGCUCCGGCAGCACCAGAGGACCCACGCUCCCAAGCCCAUCGGACCGACCCGCCAGCUAGGCAGGCCUAAGCAGUCGUCCAGCGCGGCAGACAACAUGGACGUACCAAACCAAUCACCCAGGACGGGAAGGCCCAGGCCAGCUCCUAGAGUAGAGAGACCCAUGCCUCUACCCAGAGUGGAGAGACCCAUGCCUCUAGGCCUGCCUAGAGUUGAGAGUGAUCUGGAGAGACCUCACUGGCAGUACUGGCACCUUUAAAUGGGAAAUCUUCCAUUUCUGUUGUUGUUUGAACUAGAGGUCGACCGAUUUAUGAUUUUUCAACGCUGAUAAGAUUAUUGGAGGACCAAAACAAGCCGAUACCGAUUAAUCGGACAAUUUUUAUAUAUAUACAUAUAUAUAUAUGAGUGUGGUAAUAUUUGUAAUAAUGUCAAUUACAACAAUGCUGAAUGAACACUUAUUUUAACUUAAUAUAAUACAUCAAUAAAAUCUAUUUAGUCUCAAAUAAAUAAUGAAACAUCAUCAAUUUGGUUUAAAUAAUGCAAAAACACAGUGUUGGAGAAGAAAGUAAAAGUGCAAUAUGUGCCAUGUAAAAAAGCUAACGUUUAAGUUCCUUGCUCAGAACAUGAGAACAUAUGAAAUCUGGUGGUUCAGUAUUCCCAGUUAAGAAGUUUUAGGUUGUAGUUAUUAUAGGAAUUAUGACGUGUCGGCUAUUUCUCUCUAUACCAUUUGUAUUUCAUAUACCUUUGACUAUUGGAUGUUCUUAUAGGCACUUUAGUAUUGCCUGUCUAAUCUCAGGAGUUGAUAGGCUUGAAGUAAGUCAUAAACAGCGCUGUGCUAUGAGCUGCUGGCAAACGCAGUAAAGUUUGAAUGAAUGCUUACGAGCCUGCUGCUGCCUACCACCGCUCAGACUGCUCUAUCAAAUAUCAAAUCAUAGACUUAAUUAUAAUAUAAUAAACACAGAAAUACGAGCCUUAGGUCAUUAAUAUGGUCAAAUCCGGAAACUAUCAUUUAAAAAACAAAGCGUUUAUUCUUUCAGUGAAAUACAGAACCGUUCCGUAUUUUAUCGAACCCUAAGUCUAAAUAUUCCUGUUACAUUGCACAACCUUCAAUGUUAUGUCAUAAUUAUGCAAAAUUCAGACAAAUUAGUUUUCAACGAGCCAGGCGGCCCAAACUGUUGCAUAUACCCUGACUGCGUGCAAUGAACGCAAGAGAAGUAAUACAAUUUCACCUGGUUAAUAUUGCCUGCUAACAUUAAUUUAUUUUAACUGAAUAUGUAGGUUUAAAAAUAUAUACUUCUGUGUAUUGAUUUUAAGAAAGGCAUUGAUGUUUAUGGUUAGGUACAUUCGUGCAAUGGUUGUGCUUUUGUUAAAUCAUCACCCGUUUGACGAAGCAGGCUGUGAUUCGAUGAUACAUUAACAGGCACCACAUUCAUUAUAUGCAAUGCAGGACAAGCUUGUUAACCUAGUAAUAUGAUCAACCAUGUGUAGUUAACUAGUGAUUAUGUGAAGAUUGCUUGUUUUUUAUAAGAGAAGUUUAAUGCUAGCUAGCUCCUUGCUGCACUCGCGUAACAGGUGGUCAGCCUGCCACGCAGUUUCCUCAUAGAAUUUAAUGUAAUCGGACCAUAAUCGGCGUUCAAAAAUGCUGAUUAUCGAUUUGUUAUGAAAACUUGAAAAUCGGGCCCUAAUUAACCCGGCCGACCUCUAGUUUGAACUGCAGAUUGUGCCUUUAACCACUGCUACGUUGCGUACAACAUUUAAGGCCACUUUCCCGGACACGGAUUUCAGACUAGUUCUGCAUUUAAAUAGCAUGUUCAAUAGAGAAAGUGUUUGUUGCUCCAUGGGUCUAUGUAUCACGUGUCUCGGAGUAGGAGUGCUGAUCUAGGAUCAGGUCCAUGUAACCUUAUUGGGAUCUGAAAAGGUGAAGCUGACCAUCAAUCAGCACUCCUACUUUAAGAUGCUUCAUACAGACAGCCAUUGGACUAAUCUAUAUCUGCUUCAUCCAGACUGCCAUUGGACUAAUCUAUAUCUGCUUCAUACAGACGGCCAUUGGACUAAUCUAUAUCUGCUUCAUCCAGACGGCCAUUGGACUAGGCUUAAUCUAUAUCUGCUUUAUACAGACGGCCAUUGGACUAAUCUAUAUCUGCUUUAUACAGACGGCCAUUGGACUAGGCUUAAUCUAUAUCUGCUUUAUACAGACGGCCAUUGGACUAGGCUUAAUCUAUAUCUGCUUUAUACAGACGUCCAUUGGACUAGGCUUAAUCUAUAUCUGCUUUAUACAGACGGCCAUUGGACUAAUCUAUAUCUGCUUUAUACAGACGGCCAUUGGACUAGGCUUAAUCUAUAUCUGCUUUAUACAGACGGCCAUUGGACUAGGCUUAAUCUAUAUCUGCUUUAUACAGACGGCCAUUGGACUAGGCUUAAUCUAUAUCUGCUUUAUACAGACGCCCAUUGGAUUAGGCUUAAUCUAUAUCUGCUUUAUACAGACGGCCAUUGGACUAGGCUUAAUCUAUAUCUGCUUUAUACAGACGCCCAUUGGACUAGGCUUAAUCUAUAUCUGCUUUAUACAGACGGCCAUUGGACUAGGCUUAAUCUAUAUCUGCUUUAUACAGACGGCCAUUGGACUAGGCUUAAUCUAUAUCUGCUUUAUACAGACGCCCAUUGGAUUAGGCUUAAUCUAUAUCUGCUUUAUACAGACGGCCAUUGGACUAGGCUUAAUCUAUAUCUGCUUUAUACAGACGCCCAUUGGACUAGGCUUAAUCUUCAUACAGACGCCCAUUGGACUAGGCUUAAUCUAUAUCUGCUUCAUACAGACGGCCAUUGGACUAGGCUUAAUCUAUAUCUGCUUUAUACAGACGGCCUUUGGACUAGGCUUAUUCUAUAUCUGCUUCAUACAGACGGCCAUUGGACUAGGCUUAAUCUAUAUCUGCUUUAUACAGAUGGCCAUUGGACUAGGCUUAAUCUAUAUCUGCUUUGUACAGACGGCCAUUGGACUAGGCUUAAUCUUCAUACAGACGCCCAUUGGACUAGGCUUAAUCUAUAUCUGCUUUAUACAGACGGCCAUUGGACUAGGCUUAAUCUAUAUCUGCUUCAUACAGACGGCCAUUGGACUAGGCUUAAUCUAUAUCUGCUUUGUACAGACGGCCAUUGGAUUAGGCUUAAUCUUCAUACAGAUGGCCUUUGGACUAGGCUUAAUCUAUAUCCGGGAAACCAGACAGGUAUAUUAUCUCUGUGGUUAAUCUCACUACUUUUGUCUCGACUGUUAAAAGUAGUGGGAAUUCAUGUGCUCGCUAGCAGCAAAUCAAAGUGUAUUAGUCACACGCGCCGAAUACAACGGGUGGAGAUCUUACAGUGAAAUGCUUACUGACAAGCCCUUAAUCAACAAUGAAUUUAAGAAAAUACCUAUUAAAAAAUAAAAUUAAAACAACAAAUAUUUAAAGAGCAGCAGUAAAAUAACAAUAGCGGGGCUGUAUACAGGGGGUUCCGUUGUUUAUGUGUGUUCCUCUUCUCCGAUCCCCACCACAGUUAUGAAAGAUGGAAGCUGGGCUCUGUUUGCCUUGAGAGAUUCAUUUGUAGAGGGUCCGCCCAACAACAAAAAAUAAUAGAUUUUCAAAAUGAUUUGUAUGCUCUUUUCUUAGUUUAGACUGAGGAGGACCAAAAAACCAAGGUUCAGGCUGUUAUGCCAUUGUCAGUGGGCGUCCACAUAGAGGUGCAUUAGUCCUUUACGUUCAGGUUCUGGGAGCGGGUGGAAACCCAAGAAAGUGUUAUUUUACGAUUAAGAUUUGUGAUCAACGCCUUUUUUAUGACCAUCCGUUGAGUUGAGACGCUUGUCUGUUUUACACUAAAUAUACUAUUGGAGUAACUUUUAUUUUUUCUUGUAUGUCAUAUUACUCUGUUCAAUUGUUUCUCAUUCAUAAGCACUUUAAAUGUUUUAUCUGAAGUUCUCGCAGACGGGUCUCGGUGUCUGUGUGGAAUGUCACCACCUGAUACAACAGUACCUGUGCACAGUAGUCGUGUCAUGAUUUAAAUAAAUCUUUGCAAUGAUUUCAAAAA
This is a messenger RNA of Salvelinus fontinalis (brook trout), 9444 nucleotides long. RefSeq lists its product as uncharacterized. The transcript is spliced from 11 exons. Lineage: Eukaryota; Metazoa; Chordata; Actinopteri; Salmoniformes; Salmonidae. The coding region runs from base 527 to 5653 and encodes 1708 amino acids. The record is from RefSeq and is a predicted model, not a curated record.